This is a messenger RNA of Rhinolophus ferrumequinum (greater horseshoe bat), 2650 nucleotides long. It is a transcript of the gene PTH2R, whose product is annotated as parathyroid hormone 2 receptor. The record is from RefSeq and is a predicted model, not a curated record. Gene Ontology annotation, biological process: cell surface receptor signaling pathway; adenylate cyclase-modulating G protein-coupled receptor signaling pathway. NCBI's taxonomy places the organism in Eukaryota, Metazoa, Chordata, Mammalia, Chiroptera, Rhinolophidae. Gene Ontology annotation, molecular function: peptide hormone binding; G protein-coupled peptide receptor activity; parathyroid hormone receptor activity. The transcript is spliced from 13 exons. Gene Ontology annotation, cellular component: plasma membrane. The coding region runs from base 254 to 1909 and encodes 551 amino acids.
CCGCCAGCGGCCACGGCCGCGCGAGUCAAGGCCAGGACGCGAGCGGCUCUCUCUCGAAGACCGGACUAAGCCGCGAGCCGCCACGGCAGGACUGGAACCCGAGACGUGCGGGCGUCGACAGCCCAGCCCCGGGCGCCCCAGCUCGCCGCGCUCCCGGCCACAAGUUUGUCCCGCGCCCGCCAAGUCGCGGGUACGGAGCUUCUCCCCGGCUCCGGGAAGAGUGUCCCUGCUCCUGGCUGGGGUUCGUCCGGACAUGGGCUGGCCGGCGGCGUCUCCCCACGUCUGGGGAUGGCUGCUGCUCAGCGGCUGCCUCCUCGCCAGAGCCCAGCUGGAUUCUGAUGGCACCAUCACUAUAGAAGAACAGAUUGUCCUUGUGCUGAAAGCUAAAGUACAGUGUGAACUCAACAUCACAGCUCAGCUCCAGGAAGGAGAGGGAAAUUGUUUCCCAGAAUGGGAUGGACUCAUUUGCUGGCCCAGAGGAACAGUGGGGAAAAUAUCGGCUGUCCCGUGCCCUCCGUAUAUUUAUGACUUCAAUCAUAAAGGAGUUGCUUUCCGACACUGUAACCCCAAUGGAACAUGGGAUUUUAUGCACAGUUUAAAUAAAACAUGGGCUAAUUAUUCAGACUGCCUUCGCUUUCUGCAGCCAGAUAUCAACAUAGGAAAGCAAGAAUUCUUUGAACGCCUCUAUGUCAUGUACACUAUUGGAUAUUCCAUCUCCUUUGGUUCCCUGGCUGUGGCUAUUCUCAUCAUUGGUUACUUCAGACGAUUACAUUGCACUAGGAACUAUAUCCACCUGCACUUAUUUGUAUCUUUCAUACUGAGAGCUGCAAGCAUCUUUGUCAAGGACCGAGUGGUCCACGCUCACCUAGGGGUAAAGGAGCUGCAGUCCCUGAUAAUGCAGGACGACCUACAAAAUUUCAUAGAAAAAGCGCCUUCUAUGGACAGAUCACAAUAUGUUGGGUGCAAGAUCGCUGUUGUGAUGUUUAUUUACUUCUUGGCUACAAACUACUAUUGGAUCUUGGUGGAAGGUCUCUACCUGCAUAGUCUAAUCUUUGUGGCUUUCUUUUCUGACACCAAUUACCUGUGGGGCUUCACCUUGAUAGGCUGGGGGUUCCCAGCAGCAUUUGUUGCAGCCUGGGCCAUGGCACGGGCAACUCUCGCUGAUGCAAGAUGCUGGGAACUUAGUGCUGGAAACAUGAAGUGGAUUUAUCAAGCCCCAAUCUUAGCAGCUAUUGGGCUGAAUUUUAUCCUGUUUCUGAAUACAGUUAGAGUUCUGGCUACUAAAAUUUGGGAGACCAAUGCAGUUGGGCAUGACACAAGAAAGCAAUACAGGAAACUCGCCAAAUCCACGCUGGUUCUGGUGCUGGUGUUCGGAGUACAUUACAUCGUGUUCGUGUGCCUGCCCCACUCCUUUGCGGGGCUCGGAUGGGAGAUCCGGAUGCACUGUGAGCUCUUCUUCAACUCCUUUCAGGGUUUCUUUGUGUCUAUCAUCUACUGCUACUGCAACGGAGAGGUUCAGUCUGAGGUGAAGAAGAUGUGGAGUCGGUGGAAUCUCUCGGUCGACUGGAAAAGGACGCCCCCAUGCGGCGGCCACAGAUACGGUUCCGUGCUCACCACCGCAACUCACAGCACCAGCAGUCAGUCUCAGCCGGCGGCCAGCACUCGCAUGGUUCUCAUCUCUGGCAAAGCGACCAAGACCGCCAGCCGACAGCCCGACAGCCACGUGACUUUACCCGGCUACGUCCGGAGUAACUCAGAGCAGGACUGCCUGCCGCACUUGAUCCAUGAAGAGACCAAGGAAGGUACCGGAAGGCAGGGAGAUGAGAUUCCAAUGGAGGAGUCUUCCAGGCCUUUGGAAUGUAACCCGGACGCUGAAGGAAGCAAAGGAGAAAUGGAGGAUAUUCUUUGAAUGGACAUCUGUGGCUUUAAAGAGCUGAUCUAUCUGGUUGUCCAAGAACUGAUGGUCCAAGAGUUUAGUCAUCAUUCCUCUGCUUGAUCCCCAGAGCUGAACGUUCAGGAUUGAAGUGUUACUUUACAAAAAUUUUCAGGCUCCAUGAAUCGACUCCUGUAAAUACUAAAGCUAAAAGGAGAAGUGUCAGUGGCAUAGUUUAUUACCUUAUUUUGGCAUCAAAAUUUCUUCUAAAUUGAUGUACGUUACUUGCUCUGUGAUUGUUCAUUUUUCUGCUGCUUUUGGGUGGAAAAUGUUUCAAUUGCUUGUCUUUAGAUUUUUCACAUAAACACCACUCCAAGUAUGAUAGAGAUCAUAUGUGUCAUUUUCGUUUUAAGAAAUUAGUAUUCUCUUUCUCACUUUAAUGUACUUCUAUCACUGCAUUCAUUUUGUCUGUGUGUGGGAACAAUUAGGGUCUGAAAAUCUAUGUUGAAAGAUCAAAGCAAGUGCUCAACUGAAAAGUAAGUCAGUUGGUCUUUGAUAAUACAUUUGUGACAAUUAAACUUCUUUCUUUCUAGGAACAAGGAAAAGUCCUCAAUAUUGCACAUAUUCCUUCUUUUGAAUGUCCCUUCUGUGACCAGCCAAAUCUGAGGUCUUCCCUCCUUUGUAAAAACUGACCUGUCACAAGGUUUUCUUUCAGUGAGCUUGUGUUUGCAAACUAAUUUUGUUUGUAAUCAUUUAUAUUGAUGGUAAAUCACACUG